Molecule: messenger RNA, 1303 nt
Organism: Mangifera indica (mango)
Lineage: Eukaryota; Viridiplantae; Streptophyta; Magnoliopsida; Sapindales; Anacardiaceae
Product: disease resistance protein RML1B-like
Exons: 3
Coding region: 518-1249 (243 amino acids)
Biological process (GO): defense response; signal transduction
Source: RefSeq, a predicted model, not a curated record
GUAAUGUUCACGGGUCAAAAAGUCCAAGUCAAAAAGACGAAAGACAGGGCAUCUUCCGGGAAACCAGAUAAAGCAAAGAAGAAAAAGGUAGGCCAUUUUCCCGGAAAAUAGAUGAAAAAGACUUAGAUAUUGUGGAAUAUAGUUCAAUUACUCAAUUAGCUGAUGUUUUAGUUUAGCCUGCCUUGUUUAUGCGAAGGACCUUUCAUCACUUGCAGCAGUUAAUGGCUUCCUCUUCUUCUUUUUCCAUUACUCGUAAACCUAGUAUGACGUUUUCCUUAGUUUCUGUGGUGUGGACACCGGAAGAAACAUUGUCAGCCAUCUAUAUGAAGCCUUUUAUCAGAAAAAGAUUAAAACUUUCAUUGAUGAUAACCUUUAUAGAGGAGAAGAAAUUUCUCCCUCUCUUUUGAUUUUGAAGGCAAUUGAACAUUCAAAGAUCUCGGUUAUCAUUUUCUCUAAAGGCUAUGCUUCCUCCAGAUGGUGUCUCAAAGAACUUGAAGAGAUUGUUAAUUGUAAGAAUAUGUAUGAUCAGAUUGUAAUACCAGUCUUCUAUGAGGUUGAUCCAUCUGAUGUCAGGAAUCAAACUGGGGAUUUUGGGCAAGCAUUUGCUGAGCUUGAAAAGCGUUUUAUGGAUGAUUUAGAGACGUUGCGGAGAUGGAAGAAUGUUUUGACGGAGGCAGCCAACCUAUCUGGUUUUUGUUUAAGGAACUCCAGGAACGAGGCCCGACUUAUCAAGGAAAUCGUAGAAGAUAUUAUGAAGAGAUUGCAAUAUACGUCUCCUAAAGAUAUUUGGAAGAGACUGUUAUAUACGUCUGCUAUAUAUGAACUGGGUUGGAGGCAUCUUUCUGUGUUUUUCCUUGUCGUGGAGGCAAUAUCAGUGGUGUUGGAUGCAUAUGGAAAAAGCAAAAAGAAUUUUCUUCUUGCUGCAUUUGUCUUGUCAGCCUUUGGUUUUAUUAUAACCAUAUAUGCUUUUAUCAGGAAAAGAAGCACUGCAGCAUAUAAACAAAGAGCUGAGAGGGAACUUGCGUGGGUGGAGGUUGCCUUCUCUGUGCUCCAAUUAGUUACUGUAUUUAUUCAAUAUAUUCUAGCUGUUGCAAAAGUGAAGAACAGUUACAGCCCAUCGCUUUUCCCCCUAGUCUUUGCCCUUGUUGUUGUCGUGUUUGCUUUCAAGAAGGAGCAAAUUUCGCAUAGCCAGGUACGCAUUGAAUUUAUUAAUUUGGCUUGGUGUUUCAUGUGCCCUUACUCUACUUAGCAUUUGACUUCCAAUCAAAUACUAUUAAUCUCAUUGCUGUAUUGUGCAAUUUUA